Plectropomus leopardus (leopard coralgrouper) is the source of this 4383-nucleotide messenger RNA. Its product is annotated as SUN domain-containing ossification factor. Lineage: Eukaryota; Metazoa; Chordata; Actinopteri; Perciformes; Serranidae. Gene Ontology annotation, biological process: protein folding in endoplasmic reticulum; regulation of bone remodeling. Gene Ontology annotation, cellular component: membrane; cytoplasm. The record is from RefSeq and is a predicted model, not a curated record.
GUGUGUGUGGGUGACAGCGGCUAGCAUCACACUUCAGCCGUGAAACAGCGCACGUCAGCUAACUUUACAGGAAACAGCGGGCGAAUUUGUGUUGUACACAGCUUAAAAUACCGCCUGCUAAAAGGAUAAAACGUUAAUUGUGAGUACGGUGAGGAUGUCUGUCCCGGCAGGACAGGGAUGAAGAUGACACCACUGUUAUGGCGAGUUGUGUCAGUGUGGCUAUGCUUAACUGCGGUCUGUCGGUAUCCUAGUUACUAUGUCAGUUGCGUGGAGUCGCACCAAGAGGCCCAGAGGCCCGUGUCCUCACAGGACGUCGGUACGGAGGAAGAGUCAGGAGAAAAUAUUCAUCAUCAGAAGGUUGAGGAAAGCUUGGUCUUGCCUGCCCAGCCCCUUCCUGAAGACGAGCAGUUGAUAGAAGAUGAUCAGCAAAAACAGGAGCACACAAUACAGGAGGUGCACAAAAGACAAUAUUUAGAGGCCUUUGAAGCGGAGGAGCUCGCUGUAGAGGAAGAGUUGGAGGAAAACACAGUUUCACAGUCUGAACUAGAACAUGAGCAAAGUUCCGAAAAUCAGCAUCCUGAAACCUUCGUCAUUCAAGACCAGACCCCCCCGCUGCCUUCAUCUGAGCCUGUCUCCGAUUUUGCUGCUGAGCUUGAAGAUAACUCAGACACACUUAACCUUCAAGACAACAUCCCAGAUAGUGUUUCCAGUGAUUCAGACGACACAGCUGCACCUGAGGUCAUUGAUUCUGACCUGCCUCCAGCUGACUGUGAAGAGGAAGAGAACAACCCAUAUGACAAUGAUAGCAGUCCUCCCAUUGUUCUGGAGAACACUUCUAAUGUUCACACUGCAGGUACUAAAACCCACACUGACCCACCCCUGAGUCCUCAGCCUGGUCACAGCACACAGCAUCAUGAGGCCAACACGUCACACAUGCUGAAAGAGCCAGACCCGAGUUCCCCUGUUACCACAGGCACAGAUUCCGCUGUGGGCAGCAAAGACCCUGAGGACAUCCCCACUUUUGAUGAGUGGACUCGGAAGAUGAUGGAGGUUGAGAAUGAAAAGACUCAGUCUACUCACUCCUCUAACAUCGGGGCUUCUCAUACGGCGAAGAAGGUCCAGAAGAACUUCAAUAACUACGCCUCAGUGGAGUGUGGAGCCAAGAUCCUUGGCGCUAACUCAGAGGCAAAGAGCACUUCAGCAAUAUUGAAAGAGAACAUGGACUUGUACAUGUUAAACCCCUGCAGUAAUAAAAUCUGGUUCAUCAUUGAGCUUUGUGAGCCCAUCCAGGUGAAGCAGCUGGACAUCGCUAACUUUGAGCUAUUUUCCUCUACUCCCAAAGACUUUCUUGUCUCCAUCAGUGAUAGAUAUCCAACAAACAAGUGGCUAAAGCUGGGAACCUUUCAUGCCCGGGAUGAACGCACAGUCCAGAGCUUCCCUUUAGAUGAGCAUCUCUAUGCUAAAUAUGUGAAGAUGUUCACCAAGUACAUAAAGGUAGAGCUGGUCUCUCACUUUGGCUCUGAACAUUUCUGCCCCCUCAGUCUCAUAAGGGUGUUUGGCACAAGCAUGGUGGAAGAGUACGAGGAGAUAGCUGAUCCCGCAGAGAGACAGGAAGAUCAGGAUGAUGACUUGGAUUAUCCUCCUGGAUAUGCACCUGGUGAAGUCAAGUUAUCCAAGAAUCUGAUUGGAUCAGCCAAGGAUGUCAUUUUGAACAUGGUAAAUAAUAUUGCCGUCAAUGUUCUUGGUGGAAGCCCAGAGAUGCAAGGCAACCUUUCAUCACAGGAAGUGAACGUGACUGAGCCAUCACCCCAACUUGAAACCACUUCUCAAACUGUCACUACAGACCUCACCUCAGUUCCAGACUCUGAUGUGGAGGAGAUUUUACCUGAUCCUGAUGUCCCUCCAACUAUAGCCCCAUCCUCAGAGACCCCAGAGUCAGAGUCACAGACCGCUGAUACAAUCAGACAAGAGCUCCCCCUAGUGGAGGAAAAAGUUAUCAUUCCUUUAGAGAAAGAUGAGGAGGAACCUAUCAGCUCUACGAUCACCCUUUUGGAUAAGGAGGAGGAGUUAGAUGAAGAAAAAGAGAAAAGAGAUCAACAUGAGCAACAGCAAGAAAUCCAAAACUAUUGUUCACUACUUCCCUCACUUUCUUCCUCCUGCUCUUGUGCAGCUUCCCUCCAGGAGUAUCUCCAUCGCCACUGUUCGGCCCUGCUGUCUAAAAAAAGAAAAUGCCAAACUGUGAACAGAAAGCAAACAGUUCCUCCCAUUCAAACACCCACUUGGCACCUACCCCUGUCCCCAUCUGCUUGCCCUGAACCUGAGCAGGACCACAGUGAGGUACAUCAGCCUCCUGAACAAGAACAAGCUUCUGUCCAGGAGCCAGAGAGCGGAGCCAGCCCGACGGAAACGCCUCCGGGGAACACAGUUGAAUCUCAUAAAGAGUCUAUGUCCGAAGCUCCUCUGCUGGAACCCAGUCAAAGCUCGAACCUUCCCACAGCCAGUGCGACUGACUCAUCCUCUGCCAAACCUACCCCUAUUGUGGAGACACCACAGCUGUCUUCUGAGGAACUGGCAAGGGAGCUGAAGCCAGAAAAAAGCCAGGAUGUGCUGCCUGAAGAGAAGCACAUUGAGCCUUCAGCCUCUCUCACCAGCUCCAUCUAUGUGAAACCUGGCGACAGCGCCACAGUUGUCGACGCCUCAGUAGCACCAACAGAAGAAAAGUCUGACAUUGAGGUUUAUAAACCAGAGAUAAACGCCCCCAUCCAAACCCCAGAGAAGACGGAAGAAUCCCAAGUUAUCCAUCCCACCACUGCCCCCCAGUUACAACAUCACCCUGAACCUCCAGCUGUUUCUGACGGUAGUACUGCUCCCACUGAGCCAUCCCACCCUGCUCCAGACACCAUUACAGAACUCGAGCCCUCUGGUGGUCACUCGGUCAUCACAGAAACUAAAACAGAAGACUUUGCCGAAGACAUCUCUGCAUCGUCAAGUGGGAAACCCUCCUCGCCUACCUCCCUGUCUGUCUCGGACAUCUAUGCAGAUCCCCCCAACGGCACCGAGCAGAACGGGAAUCCGGUGCACGGAUCCAGCCAGAAGGAGUCUGUGUUCAUGAGACUCAAUAACCGCAUCAAGGCCCUGGAGAUGAACAUGUCACUCAGCGGACGCUACCUGGAGCAGCUCAGCCAGAGGUAUCGGAAGCAGAUGGAGGAGAUGCAGAAGGCUUUCAACAAAACCAUCAUCAAGCUCCAGAACACCUCCAGAAUAGCGGAGGAGCAGGAUCAGCGUCAGACUGAGUCCAUUCACUUGCUACAGGGCCAGCUGGAGAAUGUGACUCAGCUGGUUCUCAACCUGUCUGUCAGAGUCAGCCAGCUGCAGAAUGAGGUGUCGGACAGGCAGAACUACCUGCUGCUGUCUCUUGCGCUGUGUCUGUGUCUUGGCCUGCUGCUGUGUGCCAUCCACUGCCGCAUCUCAGCUAUUCCUCCAACUGCAGAACCAGAGCCACCCAUACCUAAGAGCUACACCUACUGCUGUCCUGACAGGCAGUUCUCUUCCUGUGAUGAGACGGGCUUGAAGAGGAGUGCUUCCUAUCCACUCAUACACUCACUUGGCACCACUGAAGGCCCAGAAAUGCUGCACGCAGAGGAGACACAGAGUCUUUGUCCAGCCAACAGAAAGAAGAGACGCCGUAAGAUGAAACCUACAGAGAAAGUGGAGACUCUGAAACCCUCUUUUCAUGCUGCUUCAGAACUGCGUAACGGAGCUGUUGUUUGUAACGGUGCACCUGUCACCACAAACCCGGCCCCCCUCACAAGAAGGUUACUCUCGCCUCUGUUCAGAGACUCACCAUCAGAGGGCAGCUCGGAGGGAUCUUCUCAUUCAGACGACCCCUCCUUCUGUGGCAUCACCACAGCUUGCAGCCGAAUCUGUGAUGGCCUCCCUCCACCCAAGACCCGGGCGGAGAAACGGGCACUAAGACGCAGGCGUCCAAAGCCCGGUUGCGCAGUGGUGGACUUACUUCAGGCCCCAAGGAGGGACAGGAGCGAACCAUUGCCCAUCUCUACCAUACAGGGCAUCAUGAACAGGAAAAGUGAGCAGAGCUCUGGGGCAUGUGGGGUCAAUGUGGCCCUCUCAGGUCCUGUUUGACAGGACUCCACUCCUUUUCACUGACUGCGCAACUCUUUCUAAAAGAGGAUGGUUGUUGAUAUCUGUAGCCACAGGCAGCUUCAAGCUUCAAUAUGAGACAAUCCCUUCACUCUUACAUUUGUUUUCUGUCCAUGUCCUCGUCAGAUGUUUAUAUUUGUUAUACUUCAAAUCAAAGAAAUGUCUUCCCAGCUUUCCAUUAAAGCUUUUCUCUUUUGUUUGGAAAUAUCCACUGUGACUAUA